Messenger RNA from Ceutorhynchus assimilis (cabbage seed weevil), 1100 nucleotides. Lineage: Eukaryota; Metazoa; Arthropoda; Insecta; Coleoptera; Curculionidae. The record is from the annotation of a GenBank genome assembly.
GCAAAAAUUAAUGGAAUAUACACAAAACAAACACAAAUAUUAAGAAGUUGAUUACUCAAAAUUACCACUAAAUUGGAAUGUCAAGUAAAAGAAAGAGCCGAAGCGUUCUUACUCUUCCUUCUACAACUGAGAAGAGACUUCAAAAUUCACUAAACAUCUUGGAGGAAAAUAUCAAUAAUGAUCAAGGCACCCCGACCAAUUCUUCAUCAACUAAUACUAGCGACUUGGAAGAUAUGCUUGAUCUUCGACUUAAAUUAAGUGGCUUAAGUUCAAGUAGCUCUUUGAGCUGGAGUGAGGAUUAUGAAUCUGAGGUUGCAAAAAAAGUUGAAUCAGAAUUGGAGAAACUCGAUAGAAUUUUUCAAGGAACAGAAAAUGAAACGACAAAUUAUGAUUUAGAUGAAAUUGCAGAAUGGAAGCAAUUUUUUCCAAAUGUUUAUAUCCUUGGUUGUAAUACACCAAUUAAUUCAGAUGUUGACUCUGAAGAUGAGCAAGUAAAAAUUCAACCUAGUCCAGGACUAAAACAUGCUGCAAAUAGGCACUUAAUAGCAAACAAAAAACGACCUCCAGAAUUGCCCCCUCAAGAUAAUCCUACAAGGCGAUACAAUUCAUUACCAAGGAAGCCAAGAAGUUUAGAAAUCGACCAAUACCUCAAAAUAUCUUCCAUCAACAGUUCAGAUAUAAGAAAAAGAAAGUAUCCCCAAGCUACUGUAAACAGGCAACCGUCAAAUGACUUACCACUAGACUUAUCGCCAGAAUAUUUUUCUCUGCCUUUUAUAACUGCUACUCCAAUCAAAACUCAAAUGCGUAAACCAAACAAUAGAGCAAGGCCUCCUCAAAUGCUGAUUUUACCACCAAUCGACACCAGUUUUCGCUCAAUAUCUGCAACGCCCAGACAGGCUUCGAGCAAAAGCAUGUUUGUGAAUUUCAAUUACCCGAAAGGCUCCAGUAAACAAGAAACAAAAACUGCAAAAUUGAAAAGUGAACUUAUGAAAUUGUUCGAUCAUAUUCCUAUUAGUAAUAGGUGAUUGAUGUAUUUUAUUUUCUGGUUUUCGAUCUCCUUUUUGUGAUUGGCGAAAUGUGAAAAUAUAAAUAUUUUUUUU